This is a messenger RNA of Cyprinus carpio (common carp), 1399 nucleotides long. RefSeq names its product spondin-2-like. Gene Ontology annotation, cellular component: extracellular matrix. Lineage: Eukaryota; Metazoa; Chordata; Actinopteri; Cypriniformes; Cyprinidae. Gene Ontology annotation, biological process: cell adhesion. The record is from RefSeq and is a predicted model, not a curated record.
AAAUACUGCCUCCUCAACUGACUACGAAACCCUCAGGAGCUUCAUAAUGCUGCUUUCUCUAUGCAUGUUUGGUUGGGAGAGGGGAAAAAAAUUGUGAAUCAUGAUUCAAACGGUGACUCGUUUGCCGAGACCAAAAAGGAAAUCAUACAUGGAGUUGUAAUUGUGAGUGUGGAGAGCUUGAUACUACUUCUGGGAGGGGUCAGGAGGUUAUUAACAUAGUUAGACUGUGGGGGCCGCUGGAAACGCAUAAAUAGCUGGAAGACACACAGUAAUCUUGCAGUCUUUCUCUGAAUGCCUGGGCACAGGUGACCUCCACUCAGCUUUUCUGCAGAAAACCUCAUCAAAACCUAACCAGCAUGGAAAAGAUGACAUGUUUGAAAGUGAACUGCUGGCUGCGGUGGCUUACCGUGACUCUGGCCCUGCUGAGUGGAGUCCCUGCAAUGCCGGUUGACGUGGACCGCGUGUGCAUGGCAACGUCCGCAGCCAAGUACAGACUGACGUUUACCAGCCAGUGGACUCAGACUGCCUUCCCCAAACACUACCCUCUGUACAGGCCGCCUGCUCAGUGGUCUCCCAUCAUUGGAGUAACUCACAGCUCAGACUAUCACAUCUGGCAAAGGAACGAGUACGCCAGUAAUGGGGUGAGAGAGUUUUCUGAGAGAGGAGAGGCUUGGACCCUGAUAAAGGAAGUGGAGGCAGCUGGGGAACGGAUCCAGAGUGUCUAUGGCCUCUUUUCAGCACCAGCUGUGGUUGGAGGAACUGGUCAGGCAACCACAGAAUUUGAAGUCUAUGCAAGACACUCCUUACUGUCCUUCAUUGUCCGCAUUGUGCCAAGUCCUGACUGGUUUGUUGGAAUAGACAGUCUAAACUUGUGCGAGGGUGAUAACUGGAUAGAAAACAUAAGCCUAGAUCUCUACCCCUACGAUGCCGGCACAGACAGUGGUUUCACCUUCUCUUCACCAAACUUUGAGACCAUUCCUCAAGACAAGAUCACUCAGAUAACCGCAUCAUUCCCAAGUCACCCUGCAAACUCCUUCUACUAUCCCAGACUGAAGCAUCUCCCCCCAAUAGCCAAAGUCUCCCUAACAAAGAUCAAGAACAACCAGAUCUUCAGCUUACCCAUUCAGCCGACCCAGUCCAAUCAGAUUCCAAGUGGGAAUGAGAUAGAUGGGUCUCUCAUAAAUACCCCUCUGGACUGUGAGGUGUCUGUCUGGUCACCUUGGGGUCUUUGCAAAGGUCAGUGUGGUGAGAAAGGGGUAAAACACAGAACCCGCUAUAUUCACAUGCAUCCUGCAAACAAUGGGGCUGCCUGCCCACCCCUAGAAGAAAAGAAGCUCUGUAUCCCUGACAACUGUGUGUGAAUAUAAAGAGGACCAACCAUCCAUACCUCAUCCACAGG